Symbiodinium sp. CCMP2592 is the source of this 510-nucleotide messenger RNA. The record is from the annotation of a GenBank genome assembly. Lineage: Eukaryota; Dinophyceae; Suessiales; Symbiodiniaceae.
AUGAGCGUUUGGGGGCCGUGGCCCAAGAGUCCUUCGACAUAUCCCUGCCGCCAAACUGAUGUCGAGCCUCCUACAGCGGAUCUCCUUAGCUCAGAGACCACCCUUACAGAAUUCCUCGAAAGUGUAGCGAAUGCAGACAACGUCUCGCUCGACGCGAGCUCCUCCAAUGCCACUGCGGCAAAUGUCACGCACCCGGGCGGGGAACUGAUGCAAGGUGUGAACUACGGAGCAACUCAUAUCCCCUGUGCAGGCGCGAAGGCUGCAGAGCCGGCCACCGACGCGCCCGGGGAGCUCCUGACGAACAGCACUAAAGCCGAUGUUGGAAACAGGAGCAACACCACGCUGCGGGGCAUGCUUCACGGAGAUGUGGAGGCCGCCCCUAUGCAGUCCAUGGCCUGGCUUCUUGUGUGGAUCUGCUGCUGCUCUUUCUGCUGCUACAGCGCGUCACACCAGGACGAGGCGCGGCAGAUUCCAGUCUUUACGGGGUCGGCCGGGUCGUGCCUUCGCUGA